Lotus japonicus is the source of this 393-nucleotide messenger RNA. RefSeq names its product serine/arginine-rich splicing factor SC35-like. Gene Ontology annotation, biological process: mRNA splicing, via spliceosome. The coding region runs from base 1 to 393 and encodes 130 amino acids. Gene Ontology annotation, cellular component: nuclear speck. The transcript has a single exon. Gene Ontology annotation, molecular function: RNA binding. Lineage: Eukaryota; Viridiplantae; Streptophyta; Magnoliopsida; Fabales; Fabaceae. The record is from RefSeq and is a predicted model, not a curated record.
AUGGAACUUUGGAGAGUCUUUCAGAAAUGGGGAAGAUUAUGGGACCUUUACAUUCCGCAGAAGAGAGACCGUUGGGGUAGGAGGUUCGGGUUCGUUAAGUUCUUGAAUGUCACGAACCCUUCCUAUCUGGUAGAACGCCUAGAUCAGCUAGUGGUGGGAGGUAGGAAACUUCAUGUAAACUUCCCUAGGUUCUCCAAAGUCACUGAAGGUGGUAUGAAGGAAGUGGGGAGGCAGGCUCAAUCUCGACAUGAUGCCCGCAGUGGAGACAAUGCUUUUUCGCGUCCCAAUCCUACGGUUAGACCUGGUUGGAGUGUAGAGAGGAGAUCCUAUGCUGAAAUCCUCACUAACAGUGGCUACAAGGAGCACUUUCCGAGGGUGAAGGAUACUUUAUAG